This is a messenger RNA of Alosa alosa (allis shad), 3530 nucleotides long. RefSeq lists its product as uncharacterized. The transcript is spliced from 8 exons. Lineage: Eukaryota; Metazoa; Chordata; Actinopteri; Clupeiformes; Clupeidae. The coding region runs from base 410 to 1516 and encodes 368 amino acids. Gene Ontology annotation, molecular function: cell-cell adhesion mediator activity. The record is from RefSeq and is a predicted model, not a curated record.
AAGAUGAAGACCUAGACCUUUUUUAUGAAGUUUGUAGAGCAGUAGCAAAGCCAAAUCCCAUCCGGCCUAAACUUUGGGCGUAGGACAGAAAAUUGGUCAAAAGGCUUAUUAUGCUUCUGCGUAGAAUCCCCAGCGUAGCCCCGCAGGCAGGCAGUUCCCCCGCUUGACGUCGCUCUUUCACUUGUCAUGCAAUAUGGGCGUGCCAGAAGAACGAUUUAAAUGAAGGAGAUUCAAAAGUUCAGAGCCUGGAUCGUGUUUAUGCAGUUUUGACCUGGGGAAUGAAGAGAUUAUUUUCGUUGGCAAUAUGCUUAUUUAUGAAAGGGACUGGAGCAGGCAAGAGAGGAAUCAAAGGAAACACUGACUACUGUAGACUUGUGACAGGGAAGGGAAACUGAAUUGAAUUACCAAGAUGUUUGAAUCUGGCUGGUGUUUGUGCUUCCAUCUUUGGUUAUUUUUCCUGCUAUUUUCCAAAUUACAAGUUUCGGGUAAGGUCAGCGCUCCAUCCCACCUGCAAGCCAUCGCUGGGCAGCCCUUUAUGAUUGGCUGCAACAUCACAAUAGGCCCGGGGCAGUCGUUGUCACAGGUGCGCUGGAUGGACGCCCGCGAUGUCACCAUCCUUUCAUACCUUGCGGACGAGCCGAGCAGGGUGACCGGGUCCAAUCGUGUGGAGCUGGCCACUUUCCACAGCCACACCAGCGCCAUCAGAAUCAAGAGAGCUGGACCUCAGGAUGACGGCUGCUACCGGUGCAUAUUCGACGUCUACCCCACUGGGCAGCAAGAGGGGAGAACUUGCCUCACGGUCUUGGCAAAGGUGACCCUUGAUGGGAACAAGACGGUCGUGAGCGGGAAGCACACCACCCUGACCUGCAGCUAUGCCCUGUCGGAGCAUGUUCAGCAGGUGCUGUGGACUAAGACGGCAGAGCAGGGAGACACCACCACUGUGGCCUCCUACGCCAAGCAGGACCGUCCGAUCGUGGAGGAGCCCUUCCGGGGCCACGUUACGUUAAGCAGCACCCUUGACCGCACCCAGCUGUUCCUGCGCCCCGUGACCACGGAGGACGAGGGCUGCUACACGUGUCAAUUCCACACUUACCCUGAAGGCAUCAGGGGUGCCACUGCUUGCCUCACGGUUUACGUUCUCCCUAAGCCUGAAGUGAUCCACGUGACCGUGUCACCAGGCAUCGUCGAAGUGAACUGCACCACGGUGUCCCGACCUGCCUCCAAGAUCUCGUGGAACGUGGAGGGGGACAACCGCACGAUGGGCCCCUCUGUCUCCUCGUACUUCGAGCAAGGAGAUGGCACUACGCUAGUAGUCAGCUCCAUCCUCGUCCAGGACCGUCUCAUGGUGGACAAGACCAUCAAGUGUCUGGUUCACCACCAAGGCCUCGCAUCUGUGGUCACUGUGCCUGUGAAUAAGAUCAGACGCACACACAUAAUUCUCAUCGUCAUGAUGUCUGUGGCCCUGGCUCUUCUCCUGUGCCUAUGUGUAUGUGUGAGCAAGUGUUCCCCGUGCUGACGCCUUUAAUAGAAAACCCUUCACAAGGAAAAUAGAUGCUGCUAUGAAAACAGUAAACAGUAUGUAGUACUGCCAGCCCAAGCAUGAGCAGCCUGACUAGAUACCUCAGGACCAUCUUGCAAGACACCUGAACUGACUGCACUUGUUCACUUUGACCACAUCAGCACACGGCUUUCUGCAUCACUAACACCUGAUUUUCAGAACUGAACUAUGCUUAGUAUCACAAUUAGGACAUGGGGCCUGACGCUUUGUAAAUAUUUGUGGAAAAAAGGAAGCUAUUUGUGGAAAAUAUGUGGGGGGGAAAAUAUCUCCAAGUUGAAGUGUAUUGUAUAUUUUUGCUGAUCUGCAGUGAACAGAGUAGGCCUAAUGUUUUUUUCUCAAUGUCUGUGUGGCUAGAUUUAGCUCUACACAUCUUAGACUCAGUAUUUGUUGUUAGCCUAGCAGGAGUAUUUCUUUAUCAGCCCACAUGUUAGACAGGAAGUCAUGUUGGUACCAGAGAAAGAGGUAGUGGAUGACCACGUCAUUGCUCAUAUUUGCACACACACACACAACCACACCAGGGAUGGGAAUUAGCACCCGCCACCAGCCAAAUGCGGGUGGAUUUGGUCAACUUACCAGCCACUGUGGCGGAUAAGAUAGAGCUAGUAUACCACAAAUAUACAGUCAGAUACGGGCGAAUUUUCAUAGGCCCUGACGUUAAAAAAUAAGAAAGUGUCUCGUAGGGAUCAUGUAAUUUUAUCAGUAUUGCGCUGAUUUGAAGUUAUCUAUAAUAACUACCAGUGAGCCGCAGUCUCCCUGUAGCAUGGCGCAGCGCUUCACUUUUUGACACUAUAGGCACACAAAGUGCAUCCAAAUUCACCCAUUCUUCUCUGUUGAACUACUCGAGAAGUAUUUGCUGUGAUAAUCUGUCUGUGCCCAUCUCCACAUCCAUUCGUCUCGGUGGAAUAUCUCACAAACUCUUCACGCAACACGUGACAAACCAUAUAUCAGAAUAAACAGCAGACCUUACCGAACACAAAUGUGUAAUGCAUUCUCGUGCAUAAUUAGUCGUUCCAGAGUGAUCCAAAUAUCUGUAAAUAAUAGAAUCAGAGAAUAUACAGCUCAUGGCUCAGCUCAAGAGUUUGUCAAUGUAGUCUUAAUGAUUUAUUUUAACAAAAUGCUAAGCAUGCAUGUAUUUAAGUUUCUUAAAACUGAACCGUGCUUAAAUUGGUAAAUGCAUGAUUUCAUAACAGGCCAAAUAGAAAAUAAAUGUUAAAUAUAGCCUAGAUAUCUGUAAAUAUUAAAAUCAGAUGAUGUAGGCUACACACUACACAGCUCACCCCAAAGGAUUGUCUUAAAGGAGCCACACCACUUUUAUAACACAUAUGGCAUAUAAAUGCUGUUCUGUUGGCCUUUAGUUUUGUUGCUACUGUGCAUGGAGGACAGGCCAAUUUUGAGUUCUGUCCAACAUUGGUGGUAGGUUUAGAGAAAAAUUCAGCACAUUUUAAUCGUAUCGCAAUAAUGCCGAUGACUGUGAUCAUUUAGGUUACUAUAAUCAUGAUAUCACAUUUUUGUACUAUAUCUCUAGUGGCUGGUGAAAAAGUUGAGUGGCUGGUAGAUUUUGGAAUCCACCAGCCACAGUGGCAGGUGGACAAAAUAUUUAAUUUCCAUCCCUGAACCACGCACACACGCACAGGUAUGCACACCUACAGAUCUUUUUUUUCUGUACAUGUCCACUAGAGGGAAGUAUUGCUCUGUAUUUAAGGACUAACAAUCCACGGUCCCAUGUUCAGAUAUUGUGAAAGAAAGUGUUCACUGAUGGUAAAGUUGUUCACUGUAAUGACGCUUUGGAUAUGUACUACAUAGCUUUAUUUAUAUACAGCAGAGUAUGGGUGUUUACAAGUAGCCCACUAACCAAUGCAAAGAAAGGAGCAAACAAUUGUAUGGAAGGCUAUUGCAGUUCAUAUUGUUCAUUUCAAUUCUUCUGUGAUAUAAUUUUGCAAUAAAUUGACAGAGUAUUUUGUGAUGUAGUGAA